Molecule: messenger RNA, 336 nt
Organism: Prorocentrum cordatum
Lineage: Eukaryota; Dinophyceae; Prorocentrales; Prorocentraceae
Source: the annotation of a GenBank genome assembly
AUGAAUUCGGUCGCCGUGCCGCGCAUCCCCGAGGAGGCCGUGGGUGGCAUCUGCGAGCUGGUGGACGAGGCAAAAGGAUCGAGCACGACGAUCAAUGUCGAGUACAACCAGCUGGACCCGCUCCUGAAGGGGACGCCGGCGGGCGGGGACAAGCCGGACGCGAGCGGGUUCUCGCCGUACCCUGGGAACAUCAACAUACUCGUCUUCGGGCUCGAGGGCAUGAAGGCAUGCCUCCACACCACUGGCGGCAUCGUGCCUGAGUUCGUGAAUCCGAAGUGGGCAGAUGCAGAGAAGAGCAAGUUCAAGAAGCCCACCAGGCUCGAAUGCAUGAUGCAG